AGUGACAUGUCCACUAAUGAUGUAAUACAGGACACAGCUAAAUGAAGGGUAGACGUAAUAGGGACUGAUUAGGAUGGACCGACCCCCGAGUCAGCGCUUCCUGCAGGUAGAUGCCGCGAGGCUGUGAGUACGGUGCACUUACCACCUGGGUGUAUUAUCUCGGUUGCAGGAUUCGGGUCAGGCCAUCCCGCUGGUGGUUGAGAGCUGCAUCCGAUACAUCAACCUAUAUGGUCUCCAGCAGCAAGGAAUAUUCCGAGUUCCCGGAUCUCAAGUUGAAGUGAAUGAUAUCAAGAAUUCUUUUGAAAGAGGAGAGGACCCCCUGGUGGAGGAUCACAGCGAGCGGGACAUCAACUCCGUGGCGGGGGUCCUGAAGCUGUAUUUCCGGGGUCUGGAGAAUCCGCUUCUCCCCAAGGACGGGUUUCAGGACUUGAUGUCCACAAUCAAGAUAGAGAACGUGUCAGAGCGGGUCCAUCACAUCCGUCAGAUCGUCAUCACACUGCCCCGAGCCGUCCUCGUGGUCAUGAGAUAUCUCUUUGCCUUCCUCAACCAUUUAUCCCAGUACAGCGAUGAGAACAUGAUGGACCCUUACAACCUGGCGAUCUGCUUUGGCCCCACGUUAAUGCCAAUCCCUGAUGGACAAGACCCGGUGUCCUGCCAGGCGCACGUCAAUGAGGUCAUCAAGAUGAUCAUCAUUAACCAUGAACUGAUCUUCCCCUCUCAACGUGAACUGGAGGGGCCAGUGUACGAAAAGUGCAUGACGGGGGGCGAGGAGUACUGUGACAGUCCUCACAGUGAGCCGGGUGCCAUAGAUGAGACUGACCAUGAUAACGGCACAGAACCCCACACCAGUGAUGAAGAGGUUGAGCAGAUUGAAGCCAUUGCUAAAUUUGACUACAUGGGUCGUACACCUCGAGAGUUGUCCUUCAAGAAAGGGGCAUCCCUGCUGUUGUACCACCGAGCGUCGGAGGACUGGUGGGAGGGUCGUCACAAUGGAGUGGAUGGAUUAAUACCGCACCAGUAUAUUGUGGUCCAAGAUCUGGAUGAUGCCUUCUCUGACAACCUGAGCCAAAAAGCGGACAGCGAGGCGAGCAGCGGACCUCUUCUGGAUGACAAGUCCUCCUCUAAGAACGACAUCCAGUCACCCACCGAGCACCUGCAGGAAUACACCUUUGCUGGAAUUUUGGGCAGGGUCAGGCUAAGGUCUGAUGGGGCUGCGAUACCCCGCAAGAGGAGUGGAGGAGACAACCACAGCCCCCCACGAGGACUAGGCCCCGGUAUUGACACCCCUCCCCGAGCUGCCGCCUGCCCCAGUAGCCCACAUAAGUUAUCCCUGAGCCGAGGACGGGUGGACAGUCCGGAAAAACGCAGGAUGGCAACAUUUGGAAGUGCUGGAAGCAUUAAUUAUCCUGAGAGGAAAGGACUAAAUGACGGGAUGCCCCUGAGGUCCGUCACCGGAGGCACGAGACACAGCAGCCUGGGAGACCACAAGUCCUUGGAGGCGGAAGCUCUGGCUGAGGACAUUGAGAAGACGAUGAGCACGGCCCUGAACGAGUUAAGGGAACUGGAACGGCAGAAUACGGCCAAACAAGCUCCGGACGUUGUGCUGGACACCCUGGAACCCAUGAAGAAUCCGACUCUGACCACCCCCAACUCUGAGCCAGUCAGCCCCCUGCACACCAUCAUGAUUCGGGACCCUGACGCAGCUAUGCGGAGAAGUAACUCCUCCAACACGGAAAUGAUGACCACCUUUAAGCCAGCGCUGUCUGCCCGCUUGGCCGGCGCCCAACUGAGACCACCCCCUGUGAGGCCGGCCCGGCCGGUGGCCCAGCAUCGAUCUAGCAGCAGUAGCAGUUCUGGGAUGGGUAGCCCGGCUCUCACCCCCACAGAAAAGGUGUUUCCUAACAAUUCUUCAGAGAAAUCCGGGACCAUGUAACUCUUAACCCUUCGUGCUGAUGGGCCCUACUGGGAAAAGCUGGAGAGAGUAUGUACGGAAGAGAGGGGGAGGGCCAGCAUUUUCACUAGGCCAUACAUAUCCCCAACUUUUCCAUCGCUGGCCAAUGCCAAACAUCAUCCAUGGGACGUCCCUUCAUCUUUAGCCUGUUACCAUGUGCAAAACCAACCUUCAGAUUGCCUUAAAACGCGCCAGUGCCGUUUGGUAAAUCCACUUUCCGUUUUUAGCUUUUUUUCAUUCUUCGGUUUUACCUCAGUCUUCUGUAAACCACGCAGAAGGAUAUGGCAUAUGUAGGAUCUAUGCGUGCAGGUGGUGGAUCUGUAGGGUAUUUGAGGAAGCUUCUCUAGGAUCGAGGAGGCUUUUCACAUGGUGGAUUCUAACAACGAGAAGACCUGGGGAUUUGUCCUGGAAGGUCGGCCACUACCUGCUGCUUUAUUGGUGGGACAUGUAGAAGUUUGGCUUCCAAAGCCUUUGGGAUAAGUACUGGGCUUGACCUGUACCGCGGUCCAAGAUGUGAGGACCGACUGCACCGCUGAUCUAGAGCAAUAUGUACAUUUGUAGAUAAUUACUCCGAAAUGUUAGCUCUGUUGUGUACCCUGUGGAGGCCGCAGGCCGUGUGGUUAUACAUCAGUACAUAUACAUAGCAGUACAUCUCAUGUAGGACAAUGUGAAUUAUGCUUGAAUUUUAAAACCACAGAAAGGUUGUCACUGGAAGGGAGGUGGACAUGUACAUAGUGUGAACACCCCACGCCCUUACAUCUAAUACCUGGCUCUCCGCCAUGUUCCUGGGAGUCAAGCUGGACCAAGAUACAUUUUCUGAGCACAUGAGGUAGAUCAGAGUCUUGAGGGACAGAACUUGAGGUGUACAUGCUUGACCACAACACCGGCCUAAGUCUGGGCAUGCUGGGAAUUAUAGUCCUUACACAGACCGAGCUGUACUGGUCCCUAAUGAUGGUGCUGAAAAAAAUUACUGAACUCAGAGAAGAUUUAGUUUUUUAGCUAAAAUGGGGAAUGUGACGUAACAGUAAACAGUCCGAUUCCGUAUUCUGUCCAUAGGGGGCAGUAGUAUUACAGUGAGGAGGCAGCAAACAAGUUCUGUUUUUUCUGUACAAGGACUGAAUGGACUUUAAUAGUGACAACCUGUUGUGUGAGCCAGAAAUGUGCUCCGAGUAGUUGUCACGUCCCGUCCCCCAUUCCUCUUGCAGAUGAUUUAAUGUGCACAGGAGAAGCCGAGCAAUCCUCUCUGGUCACAAGCCGAUCGGCAUUGCCUGUAUGUGACCCCUCCAGCCUCUAAUACUGAAUGAGACUAGAGAAAACCCCAAAGGCAUGAUAACAGUACAGUAUGACAGGCUGGAUAAUGUGGUAAUACGCCAGUCUGCUUAUCUGGAUUGCACUGAUCCCCACUACAAACCAAUGUGAUGUGUGUCAAAUAUAUAGUGAGAUUAGAGGUGGUUAGUCUCAGUAAUAACGGCAGGAGCCAAUUCUCAGUUGGCAUUACAGCAAAUAUUCAACAGUAAUCACCAUUUUACAGUCUAAAGAUAGAAUUCAGCUAUAGCAUGUAUUAUACUCCAGAGCUGCACUCACUAUUCUGCUGGUGCAGUCACUGUGUACAUACAUUACUU
Bufo gargarizans (Asiatic toad) is the source of this 3573-nucleotide messenger RNA. Its product is annotated as SLIT-ROBO Rho GTPase-activating protein 3-like. Lineage: Eukaryota; Metazoa; Chordata; Amphibia; Anura; Bufonidae. Gene Ontology annotation, biological process: signal transduction; negative regulation of cell migration. The transcript has 10 exons. Gene Ontology annotation, molecular function: protein binding. The coding region runs from base 431 to 1933 and encodes 500 amino acids. Gene Ontology annotation, cellular component: cytoplasm. The record is from RefSeq and is a predicted model, not a curated record.